Messenger RNA from Bufo bufo (common toad), 1861 nucleotides. RefSeq lists its product as uncharacterized. Gene Ontology annotation, cellular component: external side of plasma membrane; membrane raft. NCBI's taxonomy places the organism in Eukaryota, Metazoa, Chordata, Amphibia, Anura, Bufonidae. The transcript has 10 exons. Gene Ontology annotation, molecular function: MHC class II protein binding; protein tyrosine kinase binding. Gene Ontology annotation, biological process: T cell activation; interleukin-15-mediated signaling pathway; positive regulation of ERK1 and ERK2 cascade. The record is from RefSeq and is a predicted model, not a curated record. Bases 49 to 1452 code for a protein of 467 amino acids.
GUGCCCCACAUCCUGCAGUGCAUCAUUACAGAGCUACAGCUUCUUGCCAUGAUGGAGAAAUUAUGCGGAAUCUGCUUAACCAUCUUUUAUGUCCAAAUAUGUCUCUCAUUGGCAUCCAACGAUAAAGUCAUCACUGAGGUUGGAAAAAAAGUAUGUCUGCCUUGUGGUAAAGAAACUAAUGGAGAUAUCGAAUGGUUUCGGAAUGAAAGGGUCUUAAUGAAAUACACAAAAGGCAACAAAUAUUAUGGCCCUAAAGUAGAAGAUAAGAAUCGUUACAGUGUUCCGUCCCAUGCUACCAAUGACCUGACCGUGACGGAUGUUAGGACUGAAGAUUCAGACACUUAUACUUGUCGGCAUGGAACGUCCGUUUUCAGAACUGUGAAACUCUUCGUUGUUCAAGUAUCCAUACGACCAUCUACCAGUCUUCUUCCAUCAGAAGACCUGGUAUUGGAAUUGACACCAUCAUCUUCAUCAGUUCCGGGACUCCGAGUCUCAUGGGAGAAGGAUGGGAGUGUGAAAUCAGAGGAUCCUGAAUUGAAGGUGUACAAUGUGCAAUUAAACAGCAGUGGUGAUUACGUGUGCCGCCUUAAGAUGGAUGGUGGAAGUGGACUAGACAUCACCAGACAUAUCAAAAUUUUCGGUUUCCAUGACUCUCCGUCCAUUGUCUAUACAUCAGGAACAAACCCUGUCACCGUCCCGUGGAUCUUCAACUUCGACAUUCGAAGCAAACCCUUGUCCUCAGAUGUCCACGUAGUAGAAGGGUCCAUCAGUUAUUCAUCUCAAAUCCUCAAUCAACUUCAUAUGACGGAAGGCGCAGCAGGUUGGGCUGCAAAGAGUCAUUCGAAGGAUGCAUCAGCGAAACCAAACGACCUGAGCGUUUAUCUUCUGAAUCCUAAAAGUGGCGAUUAUCAGAUGGAGAUCGUUCUAAAGAUCGGGAAUAGAAUGAAGAAUCUGACGAGAAAGGUGUGCGUGGCCAGUCUCACAGUGUCUGAUUCAAGAAGUGACAUCAUCCUGGACGCCCAAACUCCUCUCCAGUGUCGAGUAAACUGCAUUGACAUCAAUGCAAAACUGUGUUGGAAUCAAUGGAACACAAGUCAUGGCAUAUGUGGACAACAGGGACAAAGCUCCUUAGAUAUAGUCACAGCUGUGAAUGAGAGUGAGGCCAUCUGGACCUGCAGUGUCAUCAAGGGGAAGGAGAGGCUGAUCAGUGCCACUGUCACUCUAGCUGUGGAGUCAGAUUUUUUGGUCUUAUCUAAUUCCAUGCUCUGGGUGGCAGUUGGAGUCGGAAUCGUCAUACUUUUACUAAUUGUGGUGAUUAUAACCCUUGUAAUCGCUCGGAAUCGCAGGGUGAGGCGGGCACGGCACAGGGCAUGGCUGUUACAGAACUUGCACCAGCAGAGGAAAUGUGAGUGUAAAGGAUUUGCACCCCAGCGGCUCAGAGAGAAGAUCUGAUUGUGUCUGAGGUCCUGCAGACUACAUUGUACAGAUCGCAACUGUAAAUUCGCUUGCAGAGCAUUUCGUCCUUAUUUGAUGGAGGCCUGCAGAGGAUCGCUUAUGACCAGUGUUUGCAGAAUGUUGCUGUAUUGUCGCACCCAUCCUGAUAAUUAAGGGGCUCUUAGGUGCGAGCAAUAUCACUGCAGCGUGACAAGGCAAUGCUUGCUGCAACUGAGGACAAAUGUCAGGCAUAGAACACAAUGGAGGCGCAAAACAAUGCUAAUGUGACCCAGCACACCUGAAUAUUAGUCCUGCAGAACAUUACUCUACCUUACUGUGCUACUCGGCAGACUGCUGCAUUGUGUUACCUUAUAGAUUGUGUUGUAUUAAUCUGCGGACUGUUACAUUGUGUUAUUCUGCAAACUGC